Messenger RNA from Biomphalaria glabrata, 3777 nucleotides. Its product is annotated as integrator complex subunit 13-like. The transcript is spliced from 18 exons. Lineage: Eukaryota; Metazoa; Mollusca; Gastropoda; Planorbidae. Gene Ontology annotation, biological process: centrosome localization; regulation of mitotic cell cycle. The record is from RefSeq and is a predicted model, not a curated record. Gene Ontology annotation, cellular component: integrator complex. The coding region runs from base 204 to 2273 and encodes 689 amino acids.
CCAGUAUUAAAACAUGGCAGCCCUCUGUUGUUAUUUAUAUUGGUGAGUUUCUAGAUCUAGUACUUCUACUUGGUAUAGAUAUAGACUAGAGUAUAGAGUAAUACUAAUAGACUAGAUUGUAGAGCUACUAAUGCUCAGCGUUGAAUGAAAACCACUGUUUAGUAGAUAGCAUUAGGGCCUAAGCGAUCAGCAAGUUUUCAACUAUGGCUUCCUCAAUCACACACAAAACAGUGUUUAUCUUGGAUAGAAGUCCAUUCUUUGCUCAGUCCUGUAACCAACCUAUUGAGUAUGACACAUUAAAGUCCAAAGGUUCUGGAGUGAUUCCUGCUGCCCCCAUUUACAAAUCUCUUUGGACAUGCAAUGUGGAGGGGGUCCAGGAAUAUUUAAGGAUAGUGUUUGAUAUUUACCCCAAAGAUAGACAUUUCCGAGUGGUCUCUGGUAGAACAUCGCUGAACCCAUGGAAUUGUCCUGACACUAUUACUACUCUGAAUAUGCGGCUGGCUCAGGUAGGACCUCCACUGAAGUCAAAGAAAGAUGACAGCGAGUACUCUGUAUUUCAUGGACUAUCUAGUGCUAUUGAUUGUCUCCGUGAGCCAACCCAAGAACAGCAAGACAUGCUGGAUAAUGGAGACAUUGUCAGAAACAGAGGAAGGAUUAUUUAUCUGACUGUUCUGAAAAAUGAUAUGCAAGUAAAUCAUUUAGAGGAAUAUAUUUUAGAAGCUUUGCAGCACAACAAGAUGUCUUCAUCAAGUGAUUUGCUGCCUAUUGACGAGUGCGAACUGGUGUUGGUGCAUACAGUGCCUGUUGGUCAUGACAUAAGAAUCACAGAGAAACCUUGCCGAGAGUUAAACUCCUGUGUCAAGUUUGAAGUGACCUCCUCACACUCAGGACGUCACCUGUACAACAAGCUGGUCUACCUCUGCUGCAAACACUUUGACCUCUGCUCCACCACAGUCACAGGCAUACCUAUGAAGGAGGAACAGAACGCCAGCUCCUCGGCCAACUACGAUGUGGAGCUGCUGCAUCCUGCCACUGCCCACGAUGAACUCUUUAAAAAUGAACAUGCUGAAGGUUUGGUCAUCAAGUCCAAAGAAGGUUUGCCCAUUGACACAACUCCACUCAAGUGGUGUACACCCAAGUCCAAUGUUAUUGAACUUCACCAGUGUUCCGCUGCCUACAGAAUAUGUCCAGUGGAUGUCAACAGCAGACCUUCAUCUUGUCUGACCAACUUUUUAAUUAGUGGCCGAGCUGUCAUGUUGGAGCAGCCUCGCAAGAGCGGAGCCAAGGUCAUCUCUCACAUGUUGGCAGCUCAUGGAGGGGAAAUCUUUAUCCACUCUUUGCCCACCUCACGCUCCAUACUGGAGGAUCCGCCAUCCAUCAGUGAAGGGUGUGGAGGCAGAGUGACAGAUUAUAGAAUAACAGCUUUUGGGGAGUUUAUGAAAGAGAAUCGUCUAGCCCCUACCAAAGCAUCCUUGUUGGAGUCUUAUGGAAACAGAAAACCAUAUUUAUAUGCUAUUGACCAUCUAGAGAAAAGCAGCAGAUGUUGGCCUAUGGUCAUCAGUGAAACAAUUUUGUUUAAUUUACAAAACUUAAGUCAAUUACCUCAACUUCUAGUUCAGGAAACACUGACUGAGGAACAAUUGCUAGAAUGUACAAAACUUAUUUACAAAGUGUUAGAAAUGGAACAAAAAAAUGAUCCACUUCCAAUUCCAGCCACAGGCUCACGUGGCAAAGGGCCUAAAAGAGAUGAACUGUACAGACAGUUGUGGUCUGAGCUGGAAACCUUGGUCAGAUCGUAUUCUGACACAUCUGAAAAGCACAAUAAGGUUUUAGAGUGCCUGUUAAACUGCAAGAAGCCCAGUGACGAGAAGGUCAUAGUCACCAGAAAGACUCCAUCAAAGAAAGAAGAUAAAAGUGGAGGGGGUGCUGGCGGUUUGACUGAAGCAGAGCAGAGCUGGAAAGAGCUGGAUAGAUAUCAACAAAUGUCUACCAGAGAAAAGAUGGAAGCUUCUCAAGGGGAGAAAACUCAGGAUGCUCCACCGCCAAAGAAACUAAAAGCUGAGGAGCUGUUGAUGAGAUCAGGAGGACAAACACUUCUGACCAUGUGGAACAAUCGCCUCAAAACUAUACACCAGAAAAGAUCUCAUGAGUUUGAUGCGAGACUGGACUCACCUGGAGAUAAAGCCAAGCUUUACAUUCACCUUGAUGAGAAUAGCUCUGAACAAUCAAAUGUCAAUACAGCAAAUGUUGCCAAAAAACAGCCAGUCAUGUAAUAAAUAUUUUUGAACCAUGAUUUUCAUCACAUUGUCAUUUGUCAUUUCAAUUAAGUUGUUGGAAAUAAUACAGAAAGAAAUUUCUUCAGGAUGUUAUCACCAGAAGAUCUGUGGAAGUGAUUGACCAGUUACUUCAUUCCUUGUGUUCACUUUUUUUAUAUGUGUAUUGGUCAUGAAUAUUUUUUAAAUAUAGAUAAUAUAUUCAUGUUAGUAUCCCCAUAAUUUGUCAGCUCUAGUGAUCAGUUGUAGGUUUAAUAAAAGUUGUGGCAUUAAAAGUUUUAUCAGGCAUGUUUUUAGCAUCACCACUUGGACAUAUUUUUAAGUUAAUCUACUUUUUUAGUCAUUGAUGGCCUUUCUUAUAGUUCUUUUUUUUAAAUCAUUGUAAGGGGACUUUAAAAGCUGCUGUGUAGCCCCGGUUAUGUCAGGGUGUAACUAAUUGUAUUGCUUGAAACUUUACUAUUGCAUUGUAUUGCAACUGUAUAGAUGUUCUUAACAGGGAUGUAACACUACUGGGACAUACUGCUACUAGAAACUUGUUGCUAGGUGUCCGGGAUAAAGACAUGACCUUCCCAUUGUUCUCUCAUUUUUUUUUUAUUAAUGUCACUUUUGCAGUGUGAAAGUUGCAUCAAUGGAUCCAAAGUUGCAUCUUCCCAAACCCCAAUUUGUUGUUUUAAUAUGUAGUUUGGUAAAUACUUUUUAUAGUCUUCAAGAAUAAAUGAGAUCAAGACAUUGACUUCAUAAAUGUCUUUGUUCUGUUUUAGAUAUUUACCUGAGAUCUGGAUGGAAUCCCAUCCAUCCAUCCAUCCCAGUGGCGCUACAGCCCAUGGAGGGCUCUGGCCUGCUUUAACACUUCCUUCCAUUCAGAUCUCUCCUGGGCCUUUCGUCUCCACGCCCUAACCGCAAGCUGCUUCAGAUCUGCUUCCACGUCAUCUAUCCAUCGCAUUCGGGGUCUGCCUUUGGGUCGCCUGCCUUUUGGUUUUUGCCUUGGAUACAAUUUUCGCCCCUCUGUUGUCUGACAUUCUUUCAAGGUGACCUGCCCAACGUAGUCUGUUCUUUUUUAUUUCGUUCACUAUUGGUGGGUCUUCAUAUAAUUGAUAUAACUCAUGGUUAGUGCAUGUCCUCCACCCUGUUUCAUCCUGUAUGGCACCAUAGAUUUUCCUAAGAAUUUUUCUUUCCCAAGUGUUAAGUAAAUCCCAAAGUUGAUAUAUCAGUUCCAACUGUCACAAAGAGAGCUUGACUUUAAUGCAGCUAAUACUCAAAACUAAACAUCUACUCUUCCCCCCAUUCUUCCUGUUUUAACUGCACACUUUUAAGUUUGUGUUUUAUGUAGAAUGUUUGAUUGCCAGUAUUAAAGCUAAUUAGGAAGUUUUAUUAAUGUUCAUGUCCCUGAAGAAAAUUGAAAUGGUUUGACUGUAAAUAUUUGUUGUCACAUGAAUAGCCUACAUGUAUGAGUUGUCUCCUCCACUUUAAUACAAAAUGUUGAAAUAAAUCAUUUAUAUGCCAA